GUCUGGUCAAAGUGAAGUCACCGCUCGGAUUUAAGUCACGGAGGAUAAAUUUGCGGCAGUCGUUAUUCCUGGAAUUGCUGAACGGAAGCAAGGCACGUAUAAAUUCGAGGAGAUGUCGGUAGCUUAGAUUUUACAAGGCAGGAUAAAGUGAUUGAGGUUUUGGGGAUUAAACGGCGGCGUGAACAUGGGAUUUAUACGAGUAAAAUUGAUCGAGGUGGAACCGGCGGCUAGCUGGUCGAAAAAUCCGCAUCCAUUCGAAUCUUAUUGUGCUGUGCACAUAAAAGAAGCAGUCAUGUCUGCAACCCAAGGGAUCUCUUUGGUUCAGAAGAAAAAGACUAUCUAUCCUGAGUGGAAUAAAUGCUUUGACACUCAUCUUUACGAUGGCCGCGUCAUAACGAUCGUUGUUUUACAAAAGCCAAGUGGAAGAGUCAUUGCCGAAGUUUCCAUCGGAGUUCAGUUUUUAGUCGAUCAAUGUAAACGUGACACUCAUGGAUUUUCUAGCGUUUGGGUAAGUUGGAUGCAUUUUACAGUACAUUAUUUUUCGUUAGAAAGUAUGUUACAUAUUGGCACUGUGGGAAGCUAUAAAAAGCAAUCAAUCUUGUAUUAGAAAGCGCAUGUCUCGUACUUGUCUGCGAAUAGAUUGAAUUCAUAAUAUCAAAAUAACAUUUGUUGAUUCGUACUUUGUAAACGAACAUGCACUUUAACUUAACUGUAGUUUCGAUUUCCUUGUUUCCUCUAUCCAUUUUUUUAAAAAUUUGAUCUUAAAACAGUUAUAAAAAGUACAUGUAUCUUGAGAAGCGAAAGAGCUAGUGGAAUGUUUUGGUCACAAACGAAGAAACAGCUUGCAUAGAAUGAAAGUCAUCAAGAGUCGAAGCAAGAUUUGCAUACGUCGUAUACAUUAAUCAAUAGUUGACGUUAAGCUGUAUCAUUUGUUCAGUUCAACUUGUGUGGAUUCUGUAUUACAGACUGCGAUAACGGCACACCCUUAAACAUUUAUGAAUCUAAGAAUGUUCGCUUUGGUUAUUCACUAUAAUUACAUUUUCUAUUUUAAUCACCAAUUUUUCGACACUUUAUUCCUUUUGUCGACAGUCAAUUUAUUAUUGUUAUUGUCAGUUGAAAUCAAUAGCUUUGAUAUUAAAUUUGAUUGCAUCUGCGAUUGUACUUGUAGAAGAAUGCUUUGUAAAACUCUUAAUGGACUUCAUUUUUCAAUUAUAAAUUUAAUUAAAUGAACCCGGGUGAUAUAAUUUUUUUUCUUCGGUAUCAUUGGGUGUAAUUUUAUUUAUAUUGUCAAGUUAUCCUGGUCGAAUAGCUGGAUUUAUUAUCUAAACACUAAUGGAAUACCAGGUGGGCUUUCACACACAAGUCAUGUUAUUAUUAGAUCCGAAAUUGGUGAUGAAUUCCAACAUUUGUUGAAAUGUACCCACUCAUCACUUUCUCAUAUAAGGGGUAUAUAAAAAAAAUCUUCUUGGAGAGCCUAUACUCGAUAAACAGUAAUUUUACGAAUAUGUCUUGCAAGGCACUUUUUUUAUAUCAUGUCUAUGUGCGAUGAAAACAUCGUAAAUCUCAGUUCUCUUAUAUUGAAAUAUUCCAAAUUGUUAUGCAUCCGAACUCUAAUUAAACUUUCUUACCAUACGAGUAGCAUAGAAGCCGUACAUAGCCAAGUAAUUUUUCUUUUAUGAUAAUAUUCAAUUGUUCCUUUCUUUCUUACUUAACUUUUAUUUUACUUUUUUCAUUUGUCAUUGUUUAAGUACUGAAAUCUUCGUGUCGAAGAUAGAGUCAAUAAAGUUGUUACUAAUUAUGAAAACAUGAAUUAUUAACAAUUUAUCGUCACAUGUGGAAAGAUCACCAUUGCUGUGGCUACAAAAUAAAUCAUACCUUUAGCAGCAAAGUAGUAUUAAAGUGAAAUGGUUUGGUAUUUCAUUUGUGUUUGUAUAAUAAAUAGAACAUGACAUGGCUGCUUGAGACAUGAACUUUUUAUCCUCGUGUAUCUCCGUGCAGCCAUGUAAUAUCCUGUAUAUAUACCCAUACACAACAUGCAUGUUAUAGGAAUACUUUUCUCUUCAGUUGUGAAACUAUAAAAGUGCAUUAAUGUUCACCACAUAGGCUAUAUGAAAAGCCAAAAUCUAGCCUGGGCACCCUGGAUUUCAUGGGUUUGGGGCACUUGGUUCAGAUCCCUACAGUUUUUCUUAGAGUAGCAUAGCUUUGUAUUCCAUCAUAAGACUUGGCAAGUACUGUAUGUCUACUCCCCUAAGAGACUUUACUGGUUUGAAUUGACCUGCCCUGUUGGAAAUUUCACAUUAUUGCAUGUAGGUUUAUCCCCCCUCCUUUGCUGACCUUCCAUCAGCCAAUUGUGUAUGUUUUCUGUGACCACACAUUUGAAGAAACAGGCACCAUUCAGUUACAUGCAUGGUUUAAAAUCAAAUUACCAUUUGAAGUAAUAAGAUGUCAAUCUAAAAUUAAAGUGAAAGGUUGUGUUUAUUAUUAGACAUGUCUGUUACUGGGUGCACAUUAUAGCCAUUUUCAAGUGUGGUCUGUUUUAACAAUGUCAUCAUCAUUAUACUACCAGCUGUAAAAAAAUCGCGUUUUGUUUUAAUUUAAUUUAAUUUUUUUUUUUUUUCAUAUUAUACAGCUUGAUCUUCAACCCACUGGCAAACUACUCGUCCAAGUCAGGCAUUUUAUUGAAGUCAUAGGUAACAAUCCAUAAUUGAAUAAGUGUGGAAAGUAAAUUAAAAUAAUAGUGCUUUCCAAUGCACCUUUAAGCUCCAAAAGUGACCAAUGUUAAUUUUCUCCUUUAAAAAAUUUCAAUACAUAAUAAAGCAAAAAGAUUCUAAGAAUUGACAAAAUGAUCACCAAGGGGGAAUGUUUGAUCUUUUAUCAAAUUCUCCUAAAUAAUUCUUUAAGAAAAAGUAUGGAGAGCAUUUUGGAGAAUUUGCAUGUGGAUAUUGGGAAAUAAAAGGUAAGAGGCUCUGCCAGGGGGGGGGGGGGGGGGCGGGACCCCCCACCGAUUUUAAAAUACUUCCGGUUUUUUUUUUUAAAAAAUCGUUUUUUUUUUUUGUCUUUUUCGCUCCCCUUGCACAUUUUGUGCGGGGUGUGGUUUUUUUUUGUGUUUUUUUUUUUUCAUCCGUUUCUGGUUUUUGUAGUGAGUUUAUAUCUGAUAACGUCGCACUACUGUGUCUUUUACUCUCGUUCUUAACAUCACACCAUGCUUGUCUAGUCACCCAUUACAUUACAAAAAAAAAAUCCAACAAAUAAACGAACGCGAUGGAUAGGAAGCGAGGAAGCGGGGGGGGAGGGCGGCGUGGGGGGGGUGGGGGGGGGGGGGGGGGGGGGGGGGGGGGGUCAGUGUCACCCAUCUGAAUUUUAAAACGUCUCGUGUCUUUUUUUUAUAAAUGCUUGUUGCUUAUUGUCGGCUUUGCCGUCACUGUCACAAUUUGGCCGAGGAAGGUUGUAUCUUGUCAUGAUUUCAUUUUACACGCUGUCACUGCUUUUUGGGCCAUGUCGCUUGUCGGAAUUUACCCUGGCAGGGCCUCAGGUAAAGUAUACACUGUGGCAUUUUGCUACCCUGGGCAGUCCUCAUAGUGUUAAUAGUGCAAAUGACAGUAAUGUCAUUGGUUAAUCCAGGAAAUUCGUUGGGUAUGAUUUUGGCAAAGAAAUGCAUUUGAUUUAAACCCUAACCCUAUAACACAUAGAGCAAUUGUAAAUGAAUAGACUGUGACAAUUUUUUACAGCUUAGAACCUGAACACAACUCCACAAAAUGUAUCAGAACAGAUUUUUCUCAACAUAGCUCACUAUGUUAACUUUUCAAACUAGUACAUAACCCAUCUUACUUAACGUAAGUUCUGUUGCCUUCUGUUCAAAGGUUCAGCUAGAAGUAAUGUUCAACCGUUUCAAUGUAAAACUUGCGUUAAAGUUUUUAUUGCUCAUACUUUUUACAGAUGAUCCCUCAAAAGAAGGAAAGCCUCAUGAGAACCACAGUGGGCUCACUGGACGUCGUGGCGCCAUGCGAAAGCAGAAAUGUCACAUCAUUAGAGGGCAUAGAUUUGUUGCUAGAUUUUUUAGGCAGCCUGUUUUCUGUUCCUUCUGCACAGAAUUUAUGUGGUGAGCAAGUCUUGAAUUUACAGUUGAUAAAACUCUAAACUCCAACACUCUUUUUCAUCAACGGCAAACAGAAAGAAUUACUGUCUCCUUUUUUGUGCCUCGGCUGAAAAUUGCACAGUUCUCCCUUUUGCCACUAAAAAUAAUGAUUUCCAUGUAUGUUUUUACUCUUCUGCAGGGGAUUCAAGAAACAAGGUUAUCAGUGUACAGGUAGGACUUUUACUUUGUAACAGUUUGUCCACAAAAUGAAUACCAUAAACUUCCGCUUAGAAGCCCUCAGCAUGUACUGUAGGGGGUUUUAGGAUCAGGGCUUAUAAAAAGGGGACUUAUAUCCGGGGGGGGGGGGAGCUUACAUGUAUGAGCGAACUAUAAAAAGCAUUUCAAAACAAGCUAUAUAUAUACAGCAGAGUUGAUCAAAAUAUUUUUUGAAUUCACUUGCUUUUUUAAACUUCAAGAUGUCGUAAAAGAUCAAGUUCAUUUCAAUACAAGCUAAAGGAGGGGCUAUUAUGGGGGGGGGGGGGGGGGGGGUUUAAAGGGGGGGGGUUUUAAACAAAAGGUUAGGGUUUUUUUAAAAAAGGGGGGCAAACAAAGGGAAGAAAGGGGGCCUUUCAAAAAUUUUCUUCCCCUCCUUUUUAAAGUACAAAAUUUUUUUUUACAGAUUUUGGGAAAAUUUUUUUUUUUUCUUUUUUUUUUUGAUUGAUAUAAUGUAACAAGUGAUAUAACAUAAAUCAUUAAUCUGAUAAAAGAUGGAUUGAUAAUUUCUUUUAAUUGUUGUUUUGUUUUUUAAAAAGGGAAGAUCAAAAAAGAUUAGCAUUUUUUUGAUAAAAAGGUGAGGGGGGGACGUUGGUGGGGGGGGGGGGGGAGAGUUAUAAGUGGAGAGCUUUUAACCAGAAGCUUACGGUAUUUUUACAGAAUGAGUGCAACUACAGGCAGUAACUGGGACCUUUCACAAAUUUACUCUCCAUCCAUUUGAAGUAGCAGAAUUUUUUUUGCACAGAUUGAGGAAAUCUUGCUUUUUUGCAUUUUAGUUUGCACAAUGGUAUGCCACAAGAAAUGCCAUGAGCUUAUCCUUAGCAAUUGUCCAGGAACACAAAAUCUGACAGAGGAAACCAAGGUAUUUAUUCUGCAAUAUUAUUUUUAAUACUGUACAUGCAAGUCAUACACUUUUGCAAACCGCAGGGUACCAACCACCACAUUAUAUCAAUUUGUGCAUACCUAGUAUGCGCCUUACUUAAUUCUCUCUAUAUUCCCCUCAGUGUUUUACCCGUAGUUGAAGUAAGUGCUGCUCUCAAAUAAGCGUCACUCUCAUAAAAGUGCUGCACCCAUAACAAGGAAAAUGAAAUAAAAUAAUUGAUCAUUUACGGUAACUAAGAUAAACAAGAAGUGGGCCUGGGCGCAUAAAUGUGAGACCUGGUUGCUUAAAGGACAGGCUGAGGAAUUCAAGUUUUUUCAAGCCCUGCUUUUUUCAACCCCUUAUGUGAAGACCAUUUUUCCAACAACUUUGAAUGCCUUUGUUAUUUACAGAAAAUGAAGGAACGGUUUAAGAUUGACAUGCCACAUAAAUUCAAGGAAACAACUUUCUACUAUCCGACAUUCUGUGACCACUGUGGAUCCAUGAUUUAUGGAAUGCGCAAACAAGGGUUAAGAUGUAAAGGUUAGUUGUCUUUUCGAAAAUCCAUUACAAUUUCUACAGUAGCCUGAAUUUCAUCCGAUUACUUCGAGUCGUUAUUACUACAGCUGUUUACAACUAACGUACUUGAUGGCGGCUCAAAAAAAUAUGUUUUAUUAAUUACGAACUAUCAAUGUCUUAAUACAAGAAGUCAUAAUAACUUCAAACAGGGGCACCCAACGGCAAUUUUCGGGAAAAUAUCUGUUUGGAAGACGAUUUGAGAUCUAGAAUUUUCGGAGCAUUUGUUGUAAAAUUUCUUGCUUGCCUGCCUCUCCUUGGAUUUUCGAACAUCUACAAAAUGGUAUCAUUACCCAUUUUUAACGGAUUUUGACCCUAAAAAAGGCCACCUAGAAUUUUCGGGAGCCUUUUCCUGGCUGUUUUUAUCCCUAUAAUUUUCGGAUCACUAGACUUUCAGCUAGGAAAUCCGAACAGAUGAAAAGUUUUUAGGGGAUAAAAAUAUGCGUAUAUCUACCGUUUGAAUACUAAAAUACGUUCAACAAUGCUAUGUUAAGUGGUUUUGAACUAUAUCCUCGUUGGGUGCCCCUGUUCAACUGGCAAAUUACACAAUUUAAACCAUUUUUUUAAGUAUCCGUUAUUUUAAAACUCAACAGCUGACGAUAUUGACAACAUAAGGGUUUGUGUACUUGAUUUACUUGAAAAAAAGGUUAAACAACAGCUGAGGGGCCCGGGAAUAGGGCUGCAAAUAAUAACAAAUAAUAAAAAAACUCAUUUUUGUUCGUCUGUCUGCACCCGCACAGCUGUACGUUAAGUUGUAGGAUGUGUAGAAAUGUAAAGACUGAAACUAUUAAAUUGAAACCUGCUGCUUAAUUUUUCCACAAAAUAAGUGUUUACCGAACGAAUUACUUCCACGUUGAAAGAGUACCGAAGGCAGUGGGGUUUGACUCGUCUGGUAAGUGUUGUAAGGUACCUGGAUACCGCAGUAAAAAAACGAAGCAGUGCAAAUUUCUAACUAAAAGCUAGUCUUAUACUGCUGUAUGAUAUUUUUUAUAUCAUCCAAUUUUUGUGUGUUGUUUAUCAUUUUCUUUGUAAGGGGCGACAGCGAAGUCAAGUUGUGGUAACGCUUUUAAAAUUCAAAAGCCACUUUUUCCACAAAUGAAAAAUGAUAAGACGUAAAAAGGAAAAAAAGGUUAAAACAUUUAUUCUAGGAAAAGAGACCUAUUCGAAAACGUACAUAAGUUAAGGCUUAGUCCAAACGUCUAACUUUUCGUGAGACGAACCAAACUCUCAUUUGGGUCGAGCUAAAUUAAGAGCGUCUGUUGGGUCAGACUGGAACUAAUAACGACACGUCGAACCAAUCAACGGAUUGAAUCAGACAAAAAAGCAAUUUUAGCCGGCUAGUACUAAAUUUUCGUCCGAAAGAGGCUAAAUAUACAUUAUAAUACAAAUUUUUGGUUUAUUUGUUUAUUUGGUAGCGGGUAAAGACCGACGUUUGCCCGGAGACGAUUUUGAGACAUUCUAUCCGUCUGAAGCAGACGGAUAGAACGUGUUGGACGAACCAAACUCAUUCAGACGAACUUGACUGGGCCAGACGUCGAAAUUUUCAUGAACUUUGCUCACUAAGUUUGGUUCUUCUCAUGAAUGUUCGACGUUUGGCGUAGUCGGUCCUGAUAUAAUGGGCAGUCUUUCCUGCUAUGUUUGUCCCCCAAUUUUGGUGCGGCACACGUUCUAAAAAAAACUACCAAGUGUACCAUGUUCGUUUCUUCCUAAAACGAGCAUGUUCAGCAACGUUUUCCUUGAAGCAUUUUCUAGGAAAAUCAAAUUCUACUUUUCGCAACGAUUAUUGAAAGGCUAGAGCGUUCCAUGUAACCUGUCACGCACCAAGGCAAAAAAAAAACAGGCUAGACAACAUGAGACUGUAAACAGUCUGAAAGGAACAUGAAACCCUAUCCCCAUUUGAUCUAAACUUUGUCGUUGCCUUUUGCAGAUUGCAACAUGAACUGCCACAAAAGAUGUGAAUCCGUCGUCCCAAAUCUCUGUGGAAUAAACCAAAAGUUGCUUGCAGAGGCUGUUGCUCAAUCUAAGGUAAGCAUCACGUUCGAUUUAGGCGCUGUUUACACCGAAAAAAAAUGUGUCCAAAGGUCAACGUUCACACGUACAUUGUGACCGUCCACACAAGGCCAUCUAUGGCUUUGAGUAGUCGCGGAAAGAGUUUGAAAGGAUGCAAAUUGAGUUUUUCACUGAUUUUUCCAUUUGUGUCACCCUCCCUACUGUAACUUACAGUCCAGCUUUUCAAAUACAAUUGAAUUUUCCCGGGAUUGAAUUCUAAAGACCGAGAAAAAGAAAUUUACCGUCUUGUGUUUGUGUCCUCCAAAAAAUGUUGCGUCACGAAGUUUUACAUCCUAACUGCUCAGUGACGGCAAAGUUCGUUACUGACCAAUUUUUUCUCCUGGCCCCAAUAAUAAUCCCAGAAGUCUUUGCGAAAGUUAAGUCGGCCCAGUUUCUUGCUCGUGUCUAAAGUGGCGCGCGCAGCGCACGAAGUUUGGGUACUAACCCGGUUUUAUUUGUCUCUGUCAGGAUGACAUCAGAAAGCGUAAAAUCAGCCAAGAACAGAAACCGGGUGGGUCAAAAGGCAAGAGUUCCCCAACCUCAAGAAAAGACGAAGAUAGCGACGAUGAUGAUGUUGGCGUGUAUGAAGCUCUCUGGGACGCUAUCUCUCCUCCUCUUCCGCAACGAACUUCCAGCAUCGCUGGCAAAGACGUCAGAAGGAUUGAACAGAAAAUCCACCAUAUUGACGACUUUAACCUCCUGAAGGUUUUGGGAAAAGGCAGUUUUGGAAAGGUAUUGUGUCCAAACAGUUGCCCUUUUUCGCUUUUCCUUUUCUCGAGGGUGAAUAAAUGGCGUGGGUCUGUGGAUUGUGGUUCGUGCGUCGUGCGUCGCGUACAGGUCGUGCGGCUUGCUUGUUAAAGAUAAACAAGCAAGUAUACCUUUCCUCAAAUCUUAAUAAAUCGCUUUUCCCUGGGCACAGAAAGCCGGAGACUGUUACAGCUGUUUUUAUUUGAGGUCUCGACGCGAUGGGCAAGUGCGCGAAAAACCGCCGAAAUUUGAUGCGUCCUCAUUUAUCAGUUAUAGACUUUAGAAUGAAGAUGCUUUGAUUUAAUUAUUUUUAAAAUUUGUCGACAGGUUUUGCUUUGCGAGUUGAAGGAGACAAAGCAAGCUUUUGCCAUCAAGGCACUGAAAAAAGAUGUCGUGUUAGAAGAUGAUGAUGUGGAGUGUACGAUGGUGGAACGAAGAAUCCUGGCUUUAGCCACAAGACAUCCCUUCCUAACUCAUCUUCAUUCUGCCUUUCAGUCCCAGGUAUUAGAGAGAGAGAGGAAUUUCGGUCGUUUCGCCUACGUGUAGAGUCUAUUCGCCCGCGUCUAGAGUCGAUUAGCCUGCGUCUAAUAUGUCUACCAUGAAAGGGCUUUAGAUUCUGAGGCGAGGACGUCUACGAGAACUAGAUUUUCGCAAUAUUAAGUUGUGCGCGCGCGCGAACCAACGUAAUUUUAGCUGGGAAAUAUGUUAGCCGUGGUCAGUCAACUACGAGUUUUAACGAGAAUGUCGUAGUGGCGAAAACAAGUGAUCAAAUGUUAGAAAUUUUAAUCAUUUAGCGAUCAGGAGAGGGUUUUACCUCCUUCAACGGAAACAAGCGUGCUAACUUUUGUGGUGAAAAAAAGUACAAUGAAGCUUUCCGGGGUGUCUAUUUGUAGAGAAUAGGCGAGAAAGCUGAAAAUUCAAUCGUAGUCGUCCUCGCACUCGAAUCUAAAGCUCUCUAUUAGCAACGACGACGAUGACAGCAACGAGAACGUCUAAAAGCGAUAGGUUUGGGCCGGAAACUUUGUUCACACGGGACCGUUCAACAUUUGCGCUCUGUUCACACGGAAUUUUGAACGGCUAGGCGUCAGAGGACGUAAACAAGGACGUAGAUACGCUAACGCUUAGCUCUCAAUUCUUGGUUUGCAACCACGUGACAAGGCGGUCAUGUUGGGGUUCAAUGUAAUAGAAUUUUUUUCUCGAAGAAUCUACAUGAAAAUAGAGUUUAGUUCCCAGAGGAGAGAAAUGCUUUUGUUCUUGACCGCCAACAUUGCCGCCGUGACUUCACAUGCAAACCAGCAAUUGAUUCACUGUUUGAUUGAUGGAUGGAUGUAUCGAUCGACUAAUUAAUUGAUUGGCUGACUGACUGACCGACUGACUGAUUGAUUGACAGAUUGACGGACUGGUUGGUUGGUUGGUUGAUUGAUUGAUUGAUUGAUUGAUUGAUUGAUUGAUUGAUUGAUUGAUUGGCAGGAUCACCUGUUUUUCGUCAUGGAGUACCUUGGAGGCGGUGAUCUUAUGUUCCAUAUACAGUCAGUCGGCAAAUUUGACGAACCACGAUCCAGGUACGUGACUGCAUUGAUUUUGUUGAAACGACGACGCUUAUGAGCCCUUAGGCUUUCUAACUGUCUUACUGGAUGAGAUUCCAUUCUUCCGCAAUUCAAAACAACACCUACUGACCAGUAGUUUUCUGUAUCAUCGGCUAAUUAUUUUACAUUUUCCUCCCACAGAUUCUAUGCAGCUGAAAUUGUUUGCGGUUUGGAGUUUUUACACGAUCGAGGAAUUAUUUACAGGUUUGUUUUAAUGGACGUGAUAGAUAGAGGAAUUUUUUAACUGAAUAUUGUGACAGCAAAUCCCAAGAGAUGUUGAUGAUCCAACUAACCAAUCAGAUCUCUAGAAAAAGAGCGAGAAAUCGCUUCGCGGUUGGUUUUGGUUUAAUUUGUGGUUUUUAGCCUUAUUUCUAAAAUAGUCUAUAUUUUCUUCGUUGUUGAAUAUGGAACAAACCCGACACUGCCUCGUACCCAGACGUCUCUCUUUAAACGUGCGCGCAAAGGAAGGCGGGAAGGAGAUAACGGGCGAGACGUCUGGCAGAUCUUGUUUUCAAGAUGGCGGGAAGAGUAAUGGCGGACAAACAUGCAAUUUUUAAAAUAAGUUCACCCCUGUGCAUUUUGCGAAUUUUGAGCGAAUCAUUGCCUAUCCACGUCGUGUUUAUGAAGAGGAAGCUGUUUUCACCCCACACAUUGGACAUUGGAUUUGACAUAAUGUUUACUACCGAACUUUAAAUCGAAAAACUACUAGCCGCGGACGGGACAGUACUGCCUUUAAUUUUCAUGAAAUUCCGCACGCCAAGGUAACAGCCGGUCAGGAAAUUUAGUAAGUUAGUAAUCGUUUCUGUUAAGGUCCCUAGUGAUGAAACGAUCUCUUUAGUCGAAGUGAAAACAUGAUGGCGAGCUGAGAAUUGUGAGAAUUGUUGCAACAGCCAAAUGAAGCCAAAUAUUUUGUAAAGCUUUAAUACUAUUUGCUGCACGCUGCAUCUUGAGUACUCGAAAAGGGAACAAACCAGUCUGACUAGUCUCAAGACGUCUAAGUUAUGUUAUUAAAUAGAUAAUAAAUCUGCUAAAUUUUUGUCUCAGGAUUUCGCAUUGUGUAUCAUUUGCACGACAAUGUAAGCUUAUGUACUUACAGGAAAAACAGCCACAAAACUAGCUCUAGGCUUUUUUUAACUUGCAUUUUUUUAUUGUUCGAUUACCACUGGGUACUAGACUUGUCGCUGAAUGCACAGCCUGGUGUAAAUAAAUCCUACUUACUUUUUAUUUAUAUGCCUGGUCUCUAUUGUUUUCUAUUUGUUUUUGUGAUAUUGCACAGUAGACCAAUUUAGUUUUGCCAUGCUCUUUUAUAGCACAUCACGUGUGUCUUAAAUUAUUGGUAACUUUGAUUUUAAGAUGAUAGACAAUUUUGUUACCCUGAUGGAAGAGGGCGAUGUGGUUGAUGAGAUACCACCGUAACUACCAUUUAGCCAGACAGGAGACAUAGCCCUAGACACUUUUUAAAAAAAUAAUUGUGUUUGAAUAUUUCAAAUUUCAUAGCAAACAAGAUGCUGUGAAUGCCAUUUUAGAGAAUAAUGAUUGCAUUGUCCUAAUGCCAACUGGUGGUAGGAAAGACUGAGUAUUAUGAAGUUCUUGGGAUCAUUCUACCCAGAUUCAACAUUGUUGUUCCUGUGAUUGCUUAUACAUGGUUCCUUUCUUGGCAAACCUGUGGUAGCAUAAAAUUCCCCUCACAAGUCUUCUGAAGGGGUAGUUUUUGACCUGCUUUGGAGUUGUAGAGGAAUACAAGAUCAUAUCAUAAUUAUCAAUGGACCCAGAAUUGCCAAAUGCAAAAAACAUUAACAUAAGUAUAGAUGGUUCUGCAGAACUACUAACCCCCAACCCCCUUCCUAGAAAUUUUAACUACAAAAUUAUAAUCAAGAUACAAGCAUCGAAUGGAAAGAACAGGAAAAACAGGCCCCUGGACAAACUGGAAGAAUAUGCAGUAAAAAACACUACUUCACUAUUAGUAGGCUGAUGUCAGGUCCAUUAACAGUGUCAAGUGGUGAAAAAUGCCAGCUGUUUUAAGUAUGGACCAGAAGCUCAGCCAUGCAAAACCCUCACCCCUUUCCAUUGCUUCCACCUCACCCAGAGAAAUAGAAAAUAUUGCUCCUAUUCCUUAAAUUAGUGUCACUGGACAUUGAAAUGAUGUAUGCUUUAUGAACUUCUGCCAAGAUUAUUGAACUGAGAUGUGCUCAGGUAAUUGAACUAUGGUCAGCAAAAGAGAAAAGCUGCACCCCUAAUCAAACUUAAACUCGAUCUAGCUGUCUUACCCAAAGUAAUAAAAUACUUUGCUCCGGCUAUAAUUCCUUCGUUUUGGACAAUGGAAAUUGGGUUGAUGUGUGUUUUUUGAACUAAUGCUGUGACAAAAGCAUGUGUACAGUUGCCCCUUCCUCUGUACAUGGGUUACUGAGAUUAUUGAAUGGGCAUGUUGUCAUUGAACUGAAUUCUGUUAAAAAAGGGUUAAGCCCAUUCCCCUUCUUUUACAUUUGUGUGUCCCAAUAACUACACAUUGAGACUAUAGACCUGGAGUUUGAGUGAGAUGUAGUAGUGUGGUCAUUGAAUCAUUGUGUUUUAACUGAACAAAAUACUUUAUUCAACCUUUAUUCAAGUCUUGCAAUAGGGGUGCCAUCAUGCCAGACAUCUAGCUAAAUAAAAUUAGUAGUGUAACAAUUAAUCAAAUUCUCGAUUAAUUGUGAUUAUGACCGUUCAGUUCAAUUCAGGAUUGUUUGCUUCCAUGUUGCGAGUUUGGUUCGACUUUUGCACACCUUUUCCAGGGUGCCCUAAGUGAGUUAUUACAUUCUAAAAUAAGAAUCCAGAACUCUUUAAUGUGCGUUUUUGAUUGAUGAGCAAAGACAAUAGUAGUUUGUGCGCCAUUUUGCGUUGCCUGGUAAAAAUGUUGUAUUUGGAAAUUCUCAAGGGAAGGUUGAAGGAAGGCAAUUAACCAUGUGCGACACACUCUUUGUCAGGUUCUGAAACAUGGCGACGAACAAAGCAACUGUGAUUCCUACUGUCCCUGUUACUAUUCUUAUAUUGAGGGUUUAGGGUUGCAUGCUGUUUACAUUAUGCGUUAUGUAUAAGAAUUAAGAAACAUUUACAUAAUCGAAUCGAAAUCAUAGAAAGGCAAUAAUCGAAAUCGAAUCGCAAGGAAUAUGAAUCGUUACACCCGUAAAUAAAAUGAAAUAAAGUUAAAACUAAUGAUAGCAAUAACAAAAUCUCCUACAAAAGAUAAAAUCGAUAAAAAUAUUAUAGCAUUAUUUAUUGUACAAUAUAACAAAAUACUAAAAAAAUUAAGCUAGAAAAGACUGCCUUUACAGCUGGAGAUUUUCGUCUCCCUCAUCAAGAUUGACAGAGGUAGUCCAGAAUGAUGGAUUGAUCAAUGCUGGCACCUUCCUUCUCUUCAACACCUUCCCUGAUCCGAAAAUAAAGUUCAUUACUAAUCUCUCGAGAAUCUAGGGAUCUUAUACCGAGAGUCAGGUAAUUGUAAGCUUCAACAAGUUAAGCAUUUUUAUUUAUUUUGUCAAAAGCAUCAACUUAAAUGUAUCCAUCUGUCGGUGGUUUCAUAGUUAGUAACGUCGCAGACUUAAAUCUUGGUGUAAGGACAUAAUGUGGUCUUGAUAAUCAACUCCUGACCUUGCACAAUCUAGCUAGGCCUUGCAGUUCUUUCAAAGGUUACUUGCUCGUUGUUCGGUGGAUUUGACCUAAAAGAGCGAAAAAUAGAAACAUGGUCGCCUACGCUGUACUUUACUAAUCCGGAUUCUGCAAUAAACGACAAGUUAAAUACUAAAAUAUAAGGCUUACCCGAUACCGUCAAGUCAUCAAAUAUUUUGUUAGAGGUCUUCGAUUCGUAAGAAUCCGACUCCUUUGCAGCCUAUCGAUUAUUUCUACCUCAGGUUUUGGAAAUUUUGAGACAUUUACCUGUCUACUCAAAGUUUACAAUGUUUACAACAAUAUGCUACUAAAAUUGAUCGCUUCCAAGACUUAAAAAGACCAAAAAUUGGGCCGUGCCAAGAAAACGACUUUUUUGCCAAGAAAACGACACAAGAUUCGACACAAGAUCUGGCAGGCGCUUCGCCUGCCGUCUGUACCCUUCCCAUGGUCCCCUGCGGUUCAUCACCAGUCACUCGUUUCGCGCUCGCCUCUGCCAUGCGAAAAACGAAGCGCCUGAGGAGGAGGCUGAACCCGACACGUAUGUUUAAUAAACUGAGCCCGGAAACUUGAGAACAAAUCAAAUAAGCGACAAUACAGUUGCUUUGGGUAUCCCCAUCCCACAAUAAUGAACCCUCUGAAGGUCUCUGGUGGCUUUAAGCUCAUCCACGGUUAAAUCUGCUCUCCCCUUACAGAGAUUUAAAACUUGACAAUGUUCUGCUGGAUUCAGACGGCCACAUAAAACUAGCCGACUUUGGUAUGUGCAAGGAAGGUAUUCUAGACUCCAAGAAAGCGUCAACAUUCUGUGGGACACCUGAUUACAUUGCACCAGAGGUAUGCCGACAAAAUUUUUCGCUUUACGCACUUUUCUUUUUAUAAGAAUAUCAAGGCUGGAAUUUGCGAAAUUUUAAGAAUAUUUUAAGAAUAAACCCGAGAUGGAUAUUUUGAAUAGGAUUUAAUUUUGUUUGGAAAAUGUGUACAAUACAAUUGUAUGUUUUUAACUUGACCGUAUAACUGUAAUUGAUACGUCCCAAUACAUUAAAAACGGAUUCCGAAAUGUCAUAAGCCAUAAUUUAAGAAUUAUAAUACAGUAAUAUUUUCAGCCUAAUGUCGGUGGGAAAAUAAGAAUGUUCAGCCUGGACCGGAAAAACAACGGCUGUUAAGGCGUAAGCACUGUUCUGUUAAAAUUCACUUGCGUACGUUUGUAUAUGUUUCAGAUUUUAAAGGGAUGGAAAUAUGACUCGGCAGCUGAUUGGUGGUCCUUUGGUGUUCUUGUAUACGAGAUGCUGAUUGGCCAGGUAUGAUCACAUGGUCUUAAUAAGCUAUUCACAAGUACCUUAAUGCCGCUGACAGUAAUGCCAACCUGAAAAGGAGCUCUUAAAUUAUGAGAAAGAGAAAUGAACAGCAAAGAUCUCCCGUGUGCCUAACAGUUACUGAGCUCUUGACAAUAUUCCCUUAGAGCUUGCAUUUUGUUAAUAAUACGAAACUGCAACUUAAAUGUGAUAAAAAUUGUGGACAAGGACGCUAAAGUAACUGUUCGGUUUUAUAGUGUCCCCCAAGCAUUGUAUUAAACGUUAAAAACAUCAAGAAUGAACUUUGAAAAACUGUUAGGCUAACAAGUUUUCAAAAACCACAAUUGCAGUCAGUCCGUUCCAAUCUUCUUCAAGUUCUUCUAUUCGUGCCUUCUUUUGUAUUUUGCUGUUAUUUACACCCUCUUUUUCAUGUUUUAAGCAGUUACUUCGAUGUUUCAUACAAUUUGCUGCCAGUUCGCGCUGUUUGAAUUUUGAUAAAUUUCCCGACUCAGCUCUUUUAACUUUUCAUGACUCGUGUUGUUCGUUGUAUUUUGUUUUCUCUAGUCUCCUUUCGCCGGUGAAGAUGAAGAAGAUUUGUUCGAUUCCAUCUGCCGCGACAAAGUUCAUUAUCCAAAAUGGAUAUCAAGCUCCGCGGAAGACGUGUUGAGCCAGGUAGGUACAAAACCUCAAGACUGCGUGACAUACUAGACUGUUAGCGUGACCUGAUAUACAAGGCGUGUUUGCAGUUUAUUGACAACUUUCAGUUAUUAACGGCGCUUCAAGCGACGCAGCACACGGAAAUGCGUUAAAUAUAAAAUGUGGGAAUGACUGUGACUUCUUCUCCACGAAACCAGUGCGUUUGGACAAAACACGGACGAGUAUGGCGUUGCCUUUUGUCAGAUAAUUUACGCACGUUGUAAAACGCGCUGGGAAAAUGCAUUUGGGGUACCCAGUAGUCGCUUAAUCAGCCCACCGCACUUUGAAUCGCUACCUGGCUCUGUUAAAUUCAAAAAGGUUGGAACCGAGAGAGAGAAAAAUGUGAGGCAGCAUUAUCUUUGGUUCAGACAGCAGAGUGCAAUGAAAGGACUUCCUAAAGAUCUCGCUCGGAGUUUUGGCGUAAAUGUUAAGCAGCCCUAGAAAACCAAACAGGCAGUCGAGGUUAAAGAAAAUCGCUCUGCAAGUGUAACUUAAAGUAAUCGCUUUACUCAGAAUCAGUUUCCUUUUUAUCUGCAGUUGUUUGAAAGAGCUCCAGUAGAAAGGCUAGGCUACAGAAAUGGCACAAAUCCCAACAUCCGCAACCACAAGUUUUUCGACCGCAUCAACUGGACAAAGCUAGAACAGAGGAAGAUAGACCCUCCAUUUAAACCGUCAGUGGUAAGUGAAUUUCUACACUAAGCCCAGUUCAAAUGUCUAUCUCUUUAAGUACUGAACCUAAACCCUUCAAAACAAAUUGAGAAGAUCAGCGUUUGAAUCAACAAGCCAUGUCCGAGUUUCCGAGAGCUACGUGCAAAACAAUGUUGGCAGUUGUUGCGUCCCUUUGCACGUAGUUAAAAGUUUGACCGGUUUCGAACUUUGCGCAACAACUCUUAACAGCAGACAACAUGGAAAUACGUUAUCUAAACCCCUAGAACUGGCUUCGGAGAAGAUUGACACCUCUUUUGAGCGAAGUGUUUUCUUUUCCUCCUUUCUUAGGCGUCGGAUCACGACACCAAGAACUUUGAUCCUGACUUUACUAUGGACGUGCCGCAGUUUACGCCAACCGACAAAGAUUUGCUUCAGUCUAUGGAUCAGGGACAAUUCAAAGGAUUUUCGUUUGUUAACCCAUACUUUGGCGUACAGCAGUGAGUUGGUACUUGUUCUGAACACUGUAAAUGUCUGUACUUUUUUUUCCAAGUGCUGUUUUCCAUGUGAUCGCUGAAAUCGCGUGGAGUGACGUAUCAUCAGUCUCGGGCCGCUGUGGGAUGUACUAAAAAGCUGGACAAAAUAUCUAUCCCAAGGCCUCAAUUGAUCAAAGAGAUGAUUCAAAGAUAGAGCCCCUUACUGGAUUGGAAAUAGGCUAUAUGGAGCAUGUUUCAUCAUAGCCUUAUUGGAAGAUUAUGGACGUUUUCAAAUAUCUACUACCACGACCCUCUACAAGUAGACUUUUUCCCAUGUUAACAUCGGGCCACUUUGUUGACAAAUACACUUUCAUGCUGUAAAGGUGAAAAGAGAGGACUGAUGCGAUAAAGUAUGAAUUUGAAAUGGCCUUUUUCACAAACGAUGUUUGGUGAUAAAGUUAACAAGUCUGGAUAUGUGGGGGGUUAGGGAUGGCGAAAGUCUAUCCAAUAGAAAUAGAAAUUCUCUUAACAUUUAAGAUUUUGGUAAAUUCGAUUAUAUUAUGCACACGAACUUAAGGGCUGUUAAGUUAUUAAUCAACUACAUCCCAAUAUUCUGUAUUGAUUUUCUCCUUACUUGCCUGCGGUGUAAUUCAUUAAUAUUGUAGGGAGAAUUAAGAUUAUAAUUUAGAGACAACGGGUCAAAAGACCCAAAGUAAUCGACUGAGGUAGACAUAUUGUUUGUUUUACCACUUUCCCCGUAAGAAUGGUAGUACAUAUUAUUUGCUGAUUCGUUUUUAUUUGUAUGUUUUUCGUAUUUUCUCACUUUUAUGUCGGGUAGGAACUCAGAAGGAAAUUAUUCCUUCUCGAAGGAUGUCUUACUUUUUAUCUGUACAUAUAAAUUAUUUCCACGAAGUUCGCAGUUUGAAGG
Messenger RNA from Porites evermanni, 17844 nucleotides. Lineage: Eukaryota; Metazoa; Cnidaria; Anthozoa; Scleractinia; Poritidae. The record is from the annotation of a GenBank genome assembly.